Messenger RNA from Oryctolagus cuniculus (rabbit), 1654 nucleotides. It is a transcript of the gene MOG, whose product is annotated as myelin oligodendrocyte glycoprotein. Gene Ontology annotation, cellular component: external side of plasma membrane. The record is from RefSeq and is a predicted model, not a curated record. Gene Ontology annotation, biological process: regulation of cytokine production; T cell receptor signaling pathway. Gene Ontology annotation, molecular function: signaling receptor binding. Lineage: Eukaryota; Metazoa; Chordata; Mammalia; Lagomorpha; Leporidae.
CAGCUGUGGCAGCAACUGUGGUGGAGGAAGGGCCUGGGCAGCACUGCCCUCCCAGACCCGCCCCCAGGCGCCUCACUGGCAGGGGACACGCUCCCCGCGGAUCUCUGCCUGGCCUGACCCUGCAGCCGCCGGGGCUCAGUGUGCCCGCUAACAAUGGAGAUGACAGGUUUGUCCAGCUCCUCCCUGCCCAGCUGCCUCCUCUCCCUCCACCUGCUCCUCCUCCUCCAGCUGUCUUCCAGCCAUGCAGGACAGUUCAGAGUGAUAGGACCAGGGCACCCGAUCCGGGCUCUGGUGGGAGAUGAGGUGGAGCUGCCAUGUCGCAUAUCUCCUGGGAAGAACGCUACAGGCAUGGAAGUGGGGUGGUACCGCCCCCCCUUCUCCAGGGUGGUGCAUCUCUACCGAAACGGCAGGGACCAAGACGCAGAGCAGGCGCCAGAAUAUCGGGGCCGGACGGAGCUGCUGAAAGAGACUAUUGGCGAAGGAAAGGUGACCCUCAAGAUCCGAAGGGUAAGGUUCUCAGAUGAGGGAGGCUUCACCUGCUUCUUCCGAGAUCAUUCUUACCAAGAGGAGGCAGCAAUGGAGCUGAAAGUGGAAGAUCCCUUCUACUGGAUCAACCCGGGGAUGCUGGUUCUCAUCGCUGUACUUCCCGUGCUCCUCCUGCAGGUCACCGUGGGCCUCGUCUUCCUCUGCCUGCAGCACAGACUGAGAGGAAAACUUCAUGCAGAGAUAGAGAAUCUCCACCGAACUUUUGAUCCCCACUUCCUGAGGGUGCCUUGCUGGAAGAUAACCCUGUUUGUAAUCGUGCCGGUUCUUGGACCCCUGGUUGCCUUGAUCAUUUGCUACAACUGGCUCCACCGAAGACUGGCAGGGCAAUUUCUUGAAGAGCUACGAAAUCCCUUCUGAGUGAUGUCCCAUAUUGGCAAGGGUGGAGGAGAGCCUGGUUGGCCCAGGGAUGAAUCCUUGGGAUGUCUCAUCCAUCAAGUUGCACAUUGACCGGCCUCUUUGCUAUGGAAACCUCCCAGCCCACACUUCCAGAAACAUGAAUUCCCAAUAGAAUGGACUUCCCUUCUUCUGUCAUCUUUCCUCCUUCUGUCAUGUUUCUUUCCCAACUCCUCCCUUCCUUUCUGCCACUCACAUCCUUCCACUCUUCUCUUCAAUCUUCUACCUGGAAGCACUCUCUGGCUAAGUCCAGAAAGGUGCUCUGCACACCUGUGCUUCAGAGUGACAGCCAACAGGGUCUCGGCCACAAACUGGAGACCAAGAACCUACUCACUGCGAAUUAUAGCGUGCCAGCUUAGUUCCUUCCAAGACCCUGACCCAGAUAGGGCAGAGCUCAGAGGUGUGGAGGGUAAAAGGGAAGGAACUUAAGGAUCUAAAACACAAGACAGAGCUCAGUGAGCUGCAGAGUGAGGAUGCAGAGAGCCCCCAACCAAAGAGCAGUGAUGGAGAGGAGCCCACAAAACACUGGCCAGAGGUCCAUCUGACUUGAGCACCUCACAAGGACCCAGGGGAGUGAAGCAUGGCAGGCGGCAACCCGUCUGCUUUGGAAUGUUGCCUUCCACUUCCACACCCUCUGUGGAGGCCUCCCUCUCCCCUCCCCUCAUCCUUUCUCUCCACCUUCUUAGCUGUUUUAUUCCAAAUCGCUACUUGAUGG